Molecule: messenger RNA, 6338 nt
Organism: Onychostoma macrolepis
Lineage: Eukaryota; Metazoa; Chordata; Actinopteri; Cypriniformes; Cyprinidae
Product: NACHT, LRR and PYD domains-containing protein 3-like
Exons: 14
Coding region: 378-3911 (1177 amino acids)
Molecular function (GO): protein binding
Source: RefSeq, a predicted model, not a curated record
AGGAAAAGCGCAUUUUGAAGAUCGCCGUUAAAUCCAAAAUAAUGAGACGAAUUCUGGAGCAGUAAGAACGGUCAGAAACAUCACACUACAGAGCGGGUUUAAUAUCUGAAUGCACAUCUUCCAGUCUGCUGUGAGAUUCACUUGGAGGUGAAGGUUGAUGCCCGCGAAAGAAGCAGAGGUUAUAUAAGCUGCGGUCGUCACGUGACGCGCACAGCCGGACUCUGAGUGGACAUCGCCUGACGGGAGAGCUUUCACGAGCAAAUACUGCAGUGUGCUGGAUGGAGAAACUGAGAAGUUUAUAAACAGAAGGCAUGGAAGAAGAGAGCAGGUCCUACAACAAAGAAAUUCUUCUUAAGGUGUGAAGUCAGUUUGUCAUCAUGGAGAACAGAGAGAGAUCUUCAUCUCCUGAUCACAGCUGUGUGUCUCUGAAGAGUGACAGAUCCUUGCCUCUUCCUCCUGAAUUCAGUAAUGAUCCAGUGACCUCUGACCCCAGGAGGAGGAAGAGGAAGAUAUCUUCAUCUCCUGAUCACAGCUGUGUGUCUCUGAAGAGUGACAGAUCCAUGCAGAUUCUUCCUCCUAAUUUCAGUGAUGAUCCAGUGACCUCUGACCCCAGGAGGAGGAAGAGGAAGAUAUCUUCAUCUCCUGAUCACAGCUGUGUGUCUCUGAAGAGUGACAGAUCCAUGCAGAUUCUUCCUCCUUAUAUCAGUGAUGAUCCAGUGACCUCUGACCCCAGGAUCUUCAGGACGAGGAAGAGAUCUUCAUCACCAGAUCACAGCUGUGUGUCUCUGAAGAGUGACAGAUCCAUGAAUCAUCCUUCUCCUGACCUCAGUGAAGAAGCAGUGACCGCUGACCCCAGCAGAGCAGAUGGAGAGCGAAGCAUCUUUGGAGCAGCCUCUGUCUUCUGUCUGAACAAAACGAGCGUUACAGCAUCUCUGAAUAAACAUGAUCAACCAGUGAAUGAUGAACUACAGAGAGUCAAAGACCAGCUCAAAACCAGCAUGAAGAACAAGUAUGAGAGAUUAUUUGAGGGACUGAACCUCCAGGAGAAUGAAAGCCUCCUGAACAGGAUCUACACACAGCUCUACAUCAUAGAGGGAGAGAGUGAAGGAGUGAAUGAAGAACAUGAGGUUUUACAGAUGGAGAAAACAGCCAGAACACAACACUCACAAGACACUCCAAUCUACUGCAAUGACAUCUUUAAAGCCUCAGCUGAACCAGGAUGUGAGGAGAAAGACCAGAUCAAGACUGUUCUUACUAAAGGCAUCGCUGGAAUCGGAAAAACCGUCUCUGUGCAGAAGUUCAUUCUGGACUGGGCCGAGGGAAAAGCCCAUCAGGACGUAGAUUUCAUGUUUGUGCUUCCAUUUCGAGAGCUGAACUUGAUCCGAGAUGAUCAGUACAGUCUUCACAGACUUCUGCUGAACUUUCAUCCUGAACUUCAAGAUCUGGACUCAAAGAUUUAUGAGGAGUGUAAAGUUGUGUUCAUCUUUGAUGGUCUGGAUGAAAGCAGAAUCACACUGAUGUUUUCAGACGAUCAGAAAGUUUGUGAUGUGACUGAGACUUCAUCAGUGGGCGUGUUGAUGUCAAAGCUCAUGAAAGGAGAGCUGCUUCCCUCUGCCCUCAUCUGGAUCACCUCCAGACCAGCAGCAGCCAAUCAGAUCCCCUCCAAAUACAUCAACCGUCUGACAGAAAUUCAGGGAUUCACUGAGCCUCAGAAGGAGGAAUAUUUCAGGAAGAGAAUCAGUGACUGGCGUCAAGCCAGCAGAAUCAUCUCACACAUCAGAAGAGCAAGAAGCCUCCACAUCAUGUGCCACAUCCCCGUCUUCUGCUGGAUCUCAUCCACUGUGCUUCAGAAGCUCCUGGAAGAAGAUCUGAGUGCAGAAAUCCCUCAAACUCUGACUGAAAUGUACAUCCACUUCCUGCUGAUUCAAAUCAACAUGAGGAACCAGAAGUAUGAAGAGAGAGAUCCAGAGAAACUCCUGCAGUCCAACAGAGAAGUGAUUGUGAAACUUGCUGAAGUGGCUUUCAAACAGCUGAUGAAGGGCAAUGUGAUGUUCUAUGAGGAGGACCUGAUUGAGAGCGGCAUAGACGUCACUGACGCCUCAGUGUAUUCUGGGAUUUGCACUGAGAUCUUUAAGGAGGAAUCUGUGAUUCUUCAGAGGAAAAUCUACAGCUUCAUUCAUCUGAGCGUUCAGGAGUUUCUCGCUGCUUUCUAUGUUAUUUAUUGCUAUUUAAUGAAGAACAUGGAGCCACUGCAUGAAUUCAGUUCUUACAGAUUUAAGAAUGAAUAUGGAUUUGGAUGUGGUAUAUCUGGUAAAGUCUCUCUGUAUAACAUACUAACAUCAGCAGUAGGUAAAGCUCUUGAGAGUAAGAAUGGACGUCUGGAUCUGUUCCUGCGGUUCCUGCUGGGCAUCUCACUGGAGUCCAAUCAGAAACUCUUACAGGAUCUAUUGACACACACAGAGAACAGCUCAGAGAGCAUCAGAGAAACCACACUGUACAUUAAAGAGAAGAUCAAGGGUAGUCAUCUCUCAGCUGGUCAAUCCAUCAAUCUGUUGCUCUGUCUGCUGGAAGUGAAAGAUCAGACUCUGUUCAGAGAGAUUCAGGAGUUUGUGAAAUCAGACAAACGCUCAGAGACACUCUCUCCUGCUCGCUGCUCAACAAUCUCCUACAUGCUUCAGAUGUCAGAGGAGCCGCUGGAGGAGCUGAACCCCAUGAAGUACAACACAUCAGCUGAGGGCAGAAGAAGACUGAUACCAGCUGUGAUCAACUGCAGAAAAGCUAUAUUUGCUGGCUGUUAUCUCUCAGAUCAGCAUUGUGAAAUUGUGUCUUCAGCUCUUCAAUCCUCAAACUGUGUCCUGAGAGAGCUGGAUCUGAGUAAAAAUAACCUGCAGGACUCUGGUGUAAAGUUUAUUUCUGAUGGACUGAAGAAUCCAAACUGUCAGCUGCAGAUACUGAGUCUUGCUGUCUGUAAUCUGACUGCUCAGUGUUGUGAGGGUUUGUCUUCAGCUCUACAAUCCUCAAACUGUGUCCUGAGAGAGCUGGAUCUGAGUAACAAUGACCUGCAGGACUCUGGUGUAAAGUUUAUUUCUGAUGGACUGAAGAGUACAAACUGUCAGCUGCAGAUACUGAGGUUGUCUGGCUGUAUGGUGUCAGAGGAAGGCUGUGGUUAUUUGUCUUCAGCUCUGAGUUCAAACCCCUCAAACCUGAGAGAGCUGGAUCUGAGCUACAAUCACCCAGGACAAUCAAGAGUCCAGCUGCUCAAACACAAACUGAAGGAUCCAAACUAUAAACUGCAGAUACUCAAUGUGGAUCAUGGAGGAGAGAUCAUGAUGACAGCAGGACUGAGAAAGUGGGCCUGUGAUCUCACACUGGAUCCAAACACAGCAAACACUGAACUCAAGCUGUCUGAUGAGAACAGGAGGAUCACACAUGUGUUUGAGCGUCAGCCGUAUCCUGAUCAUCCAGAGAGAUUUGAGUGUCGUCAGGUUCUGUGCAGAGAGAUUCUGACUGGACGCUGUUACUGGGAGACUGAACGGAGCGGAAAUAAUGCUGUAAUAUCAGUGUCAUAUAAAGGAAUCAACAGGAAAGGAGGAUGGAGUGAUGACUGUUUGUUUGGCUGGAAUGACAAAUCCUGGAGUCUGGACUGCUCUAAUAACAGAUUCACUGUCCGUCACAAUAAUAACAUCACUGUUAUACCUGCUGACCGUUCAUCCUCUAAUAGAGUAGGAGUGUAUGUGGACGUGUCGACCGGCUCUCUGUCCUUCUACAGUGUCUCUGACACACACACACUCACACACUUAUACUCACACACACGCUUACACACAUUCAACACCACAUUCACUGAACCCCUCUACGCUGGAUUCAGGGUUGAUUCUGGUUCUUCAGUGUCUCUGUGUGAUAUUAAACGAUAGAGAGACUCUCUGUAAAUCUUUCUGAUGUUCACAUGCACACAAACUCAUCAAAUCCCACAUCAUUUAAAUUUAUACUAAUUCAUAAUUAAGCGUAGUUUAUAGUUGUCAUUUUCCUUUUGUAAGUAUUUUUCUAGAUGUUACCCAUGUUUUAUUUCUCAAUGACAUGCAGGCAAACAACCAAAUAAAGUUUACAAACUUCAGUCAGUCACACGAAACGAAGAAUGGAAAGAUAAAGAGCUAACGCAUGGGAUUAAUUGCUGUAGAUUAUCCUUUUCUCCCUUUUAUGACAUUAUGUCUUGUAAGAGGCAAAAUAUUGAGGCCCCUUUAUCCAGUUUGGAUGGGUUUCAUUCUAAUUGGUCACGGACCCUAAUUCUUUUUAUGACUAGUAGCUUAUGAUUCCAUUAUAAUGUUGAAAUUCAGACAAGUAAUGAGUUUACAUUUGCAUUAUUAUAUGAAAUCAUCUACUACAGUCAGCCAUUGAAUACUAUGGGCCUAAAAGAAUGCGUCAUUUUCUUUCAGGUAUACUUUUUUUAUUAUAUAGAUGUAAUAUUUUCUUCAUUCUAUUUAUUUUUAGUUAUUUAUUUUCAUUUAACUAACACACCUCUAAGAAUGAAAAUACCUACAUGUUCAAUAAUAAGUAAAUAAAUAUACGAACAAUCAUGGGUGUAGCUUACACAUGAUAAUUAUUUAAAUAAGAAUAUAUUUUAAAAGGAAUAUUAUUAAUUUCAUGAAUAUCAAUGACUUUUCUCAGGGUUAAUCCAUUUGACCUAAUCAAUAUGUGCCUAUUCAUAAAAUAUGUGAUAUUUUACAUAUUUACAUCACAAAGUACAGCAUGCAAACAGAGGCGGACAAUCCAGGGUCAGAAAGUAAAAGUCCUGCCAUAUGUUUAUUCCACCCAUGAACUCAGCAGCUGAUUUCACCAGAGGAGGAACCACGUCAUUCCUUUCAAGUCAGAAACGAGUCUCAAGUCAAAUCCCAAGUCCUCAAAGAGUUAAAGUUAAUGAGAUAAUUACGUGACUCAUUAAAUGAUGAUUGUGCAUUAGUGAUGAACACCUGCUGUUAUUGAGAAUUACAGAGGAUCAGAUGUUGAUGUUUUAUUGGUUAAAAUGAUGCCACCAUCAUGGAGAUCAGUGUUUGCUUUAGUUAUUACAAGCUUUUACAUGUUUUAACUAGGACUGUCAAAUCGAUUAAAUUUUUUAAUCAAAUUAAUAACAUGAUAUUAGAGCCCAUGAGCUUGUGGGCAGCACUGCAGCUUAGUGACCAAAGUUUGAGUCUGGAAAUCCUCUCCGGACUCCAUUCUGCACUUCUUCUCCUACCGCUGCCUGUUUCUGCUUAACUGUCCUGUUAUAAUAAAGGCAACAGGCAUUUACGCAUGGUGUAGAAUAACUGAAUUCAUUUUAAAUCCUGUUUUUUAAGUGAUUGUGGUGAAUGUACAGCUCUUUAUGACAACGGUGUGCUUUGACAUGGUGGAGCGACAGGUUCUUCAGGGCUGUCUGAUGCUCUGUGAAGCUGAAUGCUAUGAUUUGUGUUGUUAAAUUCAUAGUUAGUGCUCACUGAAACUGUCUGAUAUUGUUUUAUUGAUUAUCAUGUGGAUAUUUAAUUUCCCUAUUAUUCUUGUGAUUCACCUGCGGACUCAGCUCUGCCUUAAACACAUCUCUGUAUGUGUCUCCUUCACUUACACCGAGUUUCUGAGCACACUGAUUGUGUUUGUGUUUGUGUAGCUUGAGCUAAUCGUCAUAUGCUCAGAGCUUUGGCUCAGGCAGGCGGAGGAACAUAAAAACACUUGGACAGAGAAGGUGAAUCACACUCUUGAUUAUAUUGUGAGUAAAAAGGAAGCAUUAUCUUUGCGCUAUGGGCCAGUCUGAGGCUUGAGUAGAGGAGAUUUGUGGGUAAUUUGAGGUUCAGCGUAUGGAGUCUCCAGACUGCAGAUCAGUGUUAGCAGUUUAAUCCCAGAGCGCCGCCUCCUCACAGCUUCACGCUCUCUUCAGUGACUGUCACUCUCUCGAAUACACACUUGUGCCACACUGCACUCAGAUAGACAGGCUUUACUUUAAAACUGUGUUCAUACUUAUGAUAGUUGUUAUUAGGAAUGGGUCUUAUAUUGAAUAUUCACAAUAAAAUCUGGCAAAAUCAUGAAUGUGGUGGAUUAUUUUAGUGUUUCUUCAGUGUUAGCACAGUUAAAGUUGGUAUGUUUUACAUUUUUCUGAAUCGGUUCAUACUGUUUCAGUGAAAUGAUUCAAAACUCUGAAUCAAUGAUUCAUUUGGAUAAUCACUGAAAAAUAUUGAUGUAUGUUGAUGUAUCAAGAAUGUAUUGUUUUAGUAAAAAUAUAUGUUCUGUAGGUAAAUACUGAUAUUUUGUACAGAUCACUUUUAUAUUUGUGCCAGUGGCAUGCAGUGGUGUUAGGAAUAUUUUUUAAUGGAAAAUCA